AUGUCCGUCUACCGCAUCGGCGUUGACGUCGGCGGGACGAAUACAGACGCCGCGAUUCUCGACAUUCACGCCCUCGACCAGCCCGGCCGAGGCGUGCUCGCAUCACACAAGGCGUCGACAACACCUGACAUAACGAGCGGCAUCGAGGCCGCCAUCGCCGCCAUCCUCAAGAGCUCUGCGGUUGACCAGCGCCGGGUGCUCAGCGUCACGGUUGGGACAACGCAUUUCAUCAAUGCGCUGGUCGAGGCGGAUGCCCGCAGGCUCGAUCGCGUCGCCGUCGUGAGACUGUGCGGCCCUUUCACGAGGCAGAUACCGCCCUUCUCCGGGUUUCCCGUCGGCCUUCACGGCGUCCUUGACGGUGGCGCCUACUACCUCGACGGCGGUCUCGAGAUGGACGGACGCCACAUCGCACCCCUUGGUGAGGAGCAGGUUCGUGCCGCAGCACGGGAUAUCAUGGCGUCGGGCGUCAGGGCCGUCGCCGUGGUGGGCGUCUUUUCUCCCCUGGACCACGAUGACGUCUACGAGGAGAGGUGCAGAGGCAUCCUUCGCGACGAGGCCCCCGAGCUGCGCGUCGUCUGCUCGCAAAACAUCGGCCCUACCGGCUUCCUGGAGCGAGAGAAUGCCACCAUCCUCAAUGCUGCCAUUCUGCGGACCGGCCACAAGGUCAAGGACGGCUUCAAGCGUGCCAUGAAGCGGCUCAAGCUGGGCUGCCCGCUCUAUCUCUCCCAAAACGACGGCACCCUCAUCGAUGCCGAGACCGCGGCCGACUUUCCCAUCAAGACGUUUGCGAGCGGGCCGACCAACAGCAUGAGCGGGGCUGCGUUCCUCGCCGGGCUGGACAGAGAUGGCGCUGGAAAGCUCGUUGAUUCGACCCUCCGCGCGGACGAUGCCGACGAGGCCGUCGAGCCCCAGGUUCUCGUUGUCGAUGUUGGGGGCACGACCACUGACGUCUGCGCCCUUCUGCCCUCGGGCUUUCCGCGUCAAGCACCCGGCUUUGUGGAGGUUGCUGGUGUCCGGACUGCCUUUUCCAUUCCCGAGGUCGUCUCCAUUGGCUUGGGUGGCGGCAGCAAGGUCAUGUUCGACCCGGAAUGCCCCGAGUCCGUCUUGGUCGGCCCAGCCUCUGUUGGCCACGAACUGCUGUCUCAGUCAAAGAUCUUUGGCGGCCCCACGUUGACCGCCACAGACAUUGCCGUUGCCGAAGGAAAGGCUUCUCUGGGCGAUGCGUCGCUGGUCGAGGAUGUGGCGCCGGACCUUCGCCAAGGAGGUCGAAAGGGCAUCGACGCGCUGUUGGCGACCGUCAUCGACAAGAUGAAGGUGUCGACGGCGCCCGUCCACGUGCUCCUCGUUGGCGGCGGUUCAAUCUUGGUGCCGGAUCGAAUCGCGGGCGUUGACAAAUGCAUCGAGCCCAUCCAUCGCGGCGCGGCCAACGCAGUUGGUGCCGCCAUUGGCAAGAUUUCCGGCGAAGUCGACACCGUUGAGAUUCUCGAGGGUAAAGACGAGAAGGCGCUCAUUGCCGCGGCCUGCCAAAAGGCGACGGACCAGGCCAUUGCCAAGGGGGCCAGGCCGGACGAUGUCAGGAUUGUCGAGGUGAACAAGAUGCCUCUCCAGUACAUGUCGCAGGUGACGAUCCGGAUCCAAGUCAGAGCCGUGGGCACUCUCGCAGUCCCCGACGAGGCAACGUUGUUCGAGGCGUCGGCGCAAGGUGACGGCGCGAGUGGCGAAGACGACGACGGCCACGACGAAGGAGAAAAGGUCGGCGUUCCCAAUGCCCUCCACCCGACGACGAAACCUUCCCUGGGUGUCGAUCUGGCUACCUAUCGCCCACACGUGCGAGGCGGCACGUGGUACCCGUCGGAUAUCGACCUUGAACUCAUCUCAACGGGCUGUGCCAUCCUGGGGACCGGUGGCGGCGGCCCAACGUACUAUGAGUAUCUGAAGAGCCUGCAAUGCCUGCGCAGCGGCGCGAGGGGCCGCAUGCGGAUUGUCUCUCCCAAGUCGUUGAAAGACGAUGCGGUCAUAUGCCUUGGCACAUGGUACGGGAGUCCGAGCGUGAUUAAUGAACGCAUCGCCGCUGGCAAUGAGAUUGUUGAUGCCAUCAAGGCCGUCAACAAAAUCCAGCGCAUUGAGAGUUUUGAUGCCGUGCUUGCUGAUGAGGUCGGUGGUGGAAACGGUCUCUCGGCCCUUCCCGUUGGCGACUAUUUCGACGUUCCCGUCGUGGAUGCCGACGGCAUGGGCAGAGCAUAUCCAACAAUGUACCACAUCACAUUCAGCGUAUAUGGCCACAAGAUGACUCCCGCAGUCAUCACCGAUGCCCGCGGAAACGCGGUUGUUGCCAUGGGCGUCGACAGCGCGAAGCGCCUCGAGACGAUUUGCCGCAACGCCGCCGUAGAGCUCGGCCUCGCCUGUGCCUGCGGUACAAACCCCAUCUCGGGCGAGAUGGUCAAGACGAUUGCGGUGCCCAACACGCUGUCCCAAAGCUGGUAUUUGGGCCGUGCCGUGCAUCAAGCCAGGCGAGCAAAGACAAGCUACACGGACGCAAUCUUCGACGUCUGCGCCGGCAGGGUGAUAUUCACGGGCAAGAUUGUCGAUGUGCAACGCCACCUCGGCGGCGGCUACACCAUGGGCGCCGUCGUGAUCGCCCCCUUUACGGAUGACGAGCGCGAAGCCGAGCCCAGGACGGUCAGACAGCGCCCCGGGCCCGACAAGCACAUGGUCGUCCCCUUCCAGAACGAGUUCCUGUACGCCGCGCUCUGCGACGGGGUGGGAUCCCAGGAGUCGCAGCAGGUCGUUGCCACCGUGCCGGAGCUGAUAUCGAUCCUGGGCCACGACGGCGAGGCCAUCGGCUCGCAGGACCUGAGGUUCGGCCUCCGCGUCAACGUCAUCGCGCUCCCCGCCCACCCGUUGUGGAAGACGGAAGAGGGCAUGGCCGUCGGCGGCCCUGCAGGCUUCGGGCUGAACAUGGAGCCGGUUGAUGGCGGAAUCCCGUUCACCGAGGCGCGCAGCGUCAUUGACGAGUUCGAUGCGUGA
Molecule: messenger RNA, 3027 nt
Organism: Metarhizium album ARSEF 1941
Lineage: Eukaryota; Fungi; Ascomycota; Sordariomycetes; Hypocreales; Clavicipitaceae
Exons: 5
Coding region: 1-3027 (1008 amino acids)
Biological process (GO): glutathione metabolic process
Cellular component (GO): cytosol
Molecular function (GO): 5-oxoprolinase (ATP-hydrolyzing) activity
Source: RefSeq, a predicted model, not a curated record